GUCGGCAGGUAUGCCUGCGAGGAUGAUGAGCGCGCGGGCGGGCGCGGGCGCGGGCGGCGAGGUGAGUGUGGCGGACAGCCCGCUGGCCACGCUCGAGUCCCUCGCGCAGGCCGCCGUCAUCGCCGUCAUGGGCGUCGCCAUCGUCAUCUCCAACCUCCUCAUCAUUGCUGCCUUCCUCAAUUUCAAAGGUCUCUCGAACGAGGUGAUUAAUUACUACCUCUUAUCACUGGCUGUGGCGGAUUUAUUGUGUGGGUUGUUCGUGGUGCCUUUAUCCGUAUACCCAGCCAUUACUGGCCGCUGGAUGUUCGGCGACCUAAUGUGCCGACUCGCAGGAUACGUCGAAGUUACUCUGUGGUCCGUCUCAGUCUACACUUUCAUGUGGAUAUCAGUGGACCGAUACCUGGCCGUCAGGAAGCCUCUCCGAUAUGAGACGGUUAGUGCGACGGUACAAACUCGCACUCGAAGUCAGUGCUGGAUGGUGUUCACUUGGAUAUCAGCGGCAAUGCUCUGUUGCCCACCACUGCUAGGCUACAAGAAGGAAGCGAACUUCGACAAGGAGACCUUCAUCUGCAUGCUGGACUGGGGCACCACGUACGCCUACACUGCCACUCUCGGAAUUCUCGUCCUAGGGCCGAGCGUAAUCUCUAUAGUUUAUAAUUACUUCUAUAUAUUUUCAAUGAAACGAAAACUAAACAGUGGUGCACCUAUUCACGAUAAAGAAUAUGCAACUGCUUUAGCGGAGAACCUCGCUAACCCUAGCCACUGGAUGAGCUUUAUUCUCGUGUCAGCUUUUUGGCUUAGCUGGGCGCCGUACGCCGGGGUCAGGCUGUAUGAGUACUUCACUUCUCAGGAACUUAAGAUUCCGAUGCUGCACUUUGGUGUCGUGUGGCUUGGAAUAUUAAACUCCUUUUGGAAAAUUGUAAUUUUAAUCUCUUUAAGUCCACAGUUUCGAUUAGCUCUCAGAAUACUUUGCUUAACAGCCUGCUGUCGCACUAAGGGCAGGUUACAAGCCGAGCUUAUAGGUUUGGAUAACGACGACUGAAUCAUCUUUUGGUCUACAUACUGUUACGUAAAACAAAUUGAAACUUUAAUAACAUACGUAUAUCAUUAAGAGACAAAGAGUGCCCAUUACUGGCGGUGCAAACAAGAGUUUUGGUUGUGUAGUAUUGAAUAUGUACGUCUGUUAGUUCGAUAGAGGUAAAUACAACCGUGUUUGUAAUUGAACAGUGCCUGAUAAUAAUAAUAUUACAAUAAAGUCCACGAGUUAUAACAUCGCCGUUUUUGCUCGUUUGGGUAAUUCCAGUAGUAAUCUCGUGAUUAUCGCUCAAUAUAGAUUAUUGUUGUUUCUUCUCUUUGUCUCUAGUACAUUUUUAUGAAUAGUUUUUAACAUACCUUGGCGAUAAAUUACCUACGACAUUAUAUAUUAAAUCUUCUAUUUGAGGCAUUUGUUUUUAAUAACGUCAAGUCUCUUUUUGGUAGAUCUUAGUGCGUAUGCGUACCCUUUCGAGAUAGUUUCAUAUUAGAUGGUCAUAUAAGGGUGCCUUUUAACAUAUUUUGUAGGCUUGAAUAACCCACCAGAACAAAAUAUUUUAAUUAAAUAGCAUAUUUUCUUAGUUGAAUCAUAAGUUCUGUUACAAGUCAUUUUAUGAAUAAAAUAACACCUGCAGUACAGCGAGUUGAUUCGCUGUGAACAACACUGUAGUAUAAGUAAUUAAAUUAGUGUAGUACAUAAAUUUCAACCAUCAUGCAGAUCUUGAGCUUUGUAGCAGUGGCUGAGGAUGCACCCGCGAUUAAUGUUCAACUCAAAGUGAAGAGAGAGAAUCCUUUAAUUCAAUCGUUUCUAUAAAUAAUAAGUAGUAAAACGAUUAUAACGUUUUAUCUAUUAAUAUACUUGUAAAAGAACUAAUGAGUUAACAAAGAGGCCUUUCACAUUAUCCAAUACGAUCCCAGCUAACGCCAAUAGAUUGUGACUGUACAGGUACCUAGUCUCUAGCAUUGCAUAUAUACAUAUAUGCAUUGGUCGUCUCAACCGCUCUUGACACAGCGUUACAACAAUCAUCCGUCAGGGAUGCAGUGGCCAUUGAUGAUGAGGUACCUAGUAUUUUUCACAUACCUUGGGUCAGUACUCAGUACCCACAGUUGACAGUUGUCUUCUCAAUAUAUUUUUGCGUUUUAAGGUUAUAAAUAAUAUGGCAUUGACAGCUGUUACCGUAUCCAAGCUAUGUGAAAAAUAUGAACAUACUAUACCUAACUACAUAGGUAGCACAUUGUAAACAUUGUCCUUCGUGUAUUUGAUAAAUAAAUAAUUGGAUAUUGAUGCCAACACCGAUAUAUCGCCAGCCAGAAAUGUAGAUUUUAUUUUAUGUAUUUACGAAGCAUGUACGUACGCAUGUAUGUACUUAGCAAAUAUGUAUAUGUGGCGGCACUGUUAGCGACAUCGUCUCGGAUAAUGUAAAAUGGCUCUAAGUACUUAUUAGUGUCGUUAACGCUUUAGAUCGUGGUUAUUACACUGUCUUACGUUUCUUAUGAUAAUAAAUAAAUAGAUUAGGUACUUAAAUAGGUACAUUGACUAGAAGGUAUCAUUCGUAAUAUAUUUUUUUACAAAAUAUGUGUGAAUAAAGAGCAAUAUGGAAAGAGUAAUGAAUCCAUAUCAUUUGAUUUUUAAACAUUGUAUUAGUAAUUAACUCAUUUUAUUGGUAAAGAUACUAAUAAAAGUAAUAAAUCUGUAGAUUGCAAGAUAUUCUAAACUAAUAUUACGUGUUUAGGUAUUGGGUAUAUGAUUUUAACGCACAGCAGUGAUGAGGAUCCUAUUUGUAGGAAAAAGUACACGUGCUAUCAGUUGGCACCGCAUGUACUAGGUAAGUAGGUACCCAUAAUAUAAAAAAAAAACUAUAACUCUUAAUACAUGUAUAUUUUGCGAUACCUAUUGUUAAUUUGUUGUUACAUACUCGUACCUACAUGGACUGUCAUGGGACUCGACGAAUGGAAAACGGAAUGCAUAUUCAGAUAACUUACGUAAUAAUUUUAGUGAUUUAUAUUAACCUUAAAUCGUUAUCAGGCGCCCUUCAAGUGGGCACGUCACAUGUUAAAAAAACUACCUGAUAUGAUCAAUUGAUCGGUAAUCAAUAGUCUGGAAGAGAUCGCUUUAUAGCGAUAAGUCCGCCUGUUGUUACCUACUCAUUUAAGUCCUGUCUUUUUUUUCUAAUAUGUACUUUUCUUUAGUAGUGCACAAUAAAGAAUUUUAUUAUUAUUAUUAUAGUCGGUCGCUUCUCUGUACGGGCUUGGAAAUAAAGUUAUUUUGUAUAUGAAUGAAUAAAGUUAUUUUGUUUUGUUUUGUUUUUGUAUAAGAAUUUCGUUGUUUUACGCUCUCUAAUUGUACAAUGUACAAUAUAUUUGUCUCAUUCAAUUUGCAUUACAGUUGAGUUCAUAAAUAUGUGUUAAACCUACCUCCAUUUUGGAUUAAGGUGAAAAAAUUUAUAUAACUAUAAUUAAUUCGACUGUACCAAACAGUGUCCAACAGGGUCCGCCGAUACCGAUGUAAGCUUACUAACAUAAUAUUUUUGUAACUUUCGGUGUAUGGAGUGUCUGUGUAUUUGUUGUAGAAUAUCACAUACGAGUAUUUGCAAACUGUAGUUUCUUAUUUCUCAAACCUAAGGCUGUGCUUAGAUAAUUUUGUGUGUUUAUAAUAUUUUUAUUUUUAGAGUAGUUGUAGACAUUAUGAAGUUAAUAAUUUUUGUUAUGAUGCAUUAGGUGAACGAGAAAGAGAUAGCUAUACCAUAUGAGCAAAAACUAACAUUUUAGCGACGCGAUGGCACGAUUUAUAGCCAUGGAAUUAACAAACAUCUUUAAUUUAGAACUACAUAUUACGGUUGUAAGCCUAAUUAAAGUUAUACCUAAAUUAAAUCCCGCCUUAUUUGCCGUUUUAAGACAAACAACUUCCCUAAUGGUACACAUUUAUAAUAACGCCCCGUUUCCGUUACCUUACAAAACAACAUGCGGUGAACUAUCUACAUAAAAGACCUUAAUAGUUAUACCCGGUGUUGGCCGAAAGUUAAUUGCAAUCAACCUUAUAAAUUGAACCGUAAACCGUAACGGACGGUUACAGUUUACGGUUCAAUUUAUAAUAGUUAAUGGCCAAAAAUGGUUAAUUGCAUUAACAUUUCGGCCAACACUGCCUAUUGACGUAAAAUGACAUUGGAAUGAUUUGUAUCUAACUACUGGGGGCCGAUUUUUGAAAUUCGACCACUCGAUUUCGUGUAUUUCGUUAAAUGAUAUCUCCACUACUAGGCGUUUAAAUUCUACUUAAUAGAAUUGAAAUCGAGUGGUCAAUACCACUAGAUUCCAAAUUUCGAUCUCUCGUAUUUCAAAAAUUAGCAUUUCGCCGUUUUCCACUGAUUUUCGAGUGACGAAAUCGAGUGAUCGAAAUUCAAAAAUCGGCCCCCUGGAGUCAGUUAUGUAACGCUGCCAUACAUGACCCAAAAAUUUUUUAUUAAGCUAUGAGCUUCAUCACAUCUGAUAUUUGAGUAAUUCUAAGCAUUUCUAGCCUGAAGUGGGGGGGAGGGUGGGGUACAAAGACGGCCGCCAUCCGUCAUCUUUAAAAAAAAUCUACUCUGAUCCUGGUGGGUACUAGGGCAAGUUUGGUAUCAUUUUCGUAUAAACCAAAGACGUAGAAUUCAUUGCUGAUAUUUGUUUUUUCAAUUUCAUAGUAAUUUUACAAGAAAAACGUAAAAAGGUGAAAAAUUUGGUUGGAGAUUUUUGCUACGCGGAGCCGAAACUACAAAAGAUAGAAAGUUGAAAUUUGCACACUAGAUUACAUUUAUAAAGUGUACAAGAGACAAGAAGCGAUUUUGAGAAAUUCAACCCCUAAGGGGGUUAAAAAGGGGAUGAAAGUUUGUAUGGGGUUCAAGUUUUAUUUUAAGCUAGGAAUUUGAAACUUCGUAAAACGAUAUAUUAUUAAAAUACAAGAAAACUAAUUUCAGCGUUUUUGAAAAUUCAUCCCCUAAGGUGGUGAAAAAGGAGUUGAAAGUUUGUAUGGAUAUCAAAAAAAUUUUCGAACGCGGGACUUGAAUCUUUGUAUUUGGGGAUAUUAUUAAAAGACAGGAAAAGUAAUUUCAGCGUUUUGUAAAAUUCAUCCCCUAACAGGGUUAAAAAGGGGUUGAAAGUUUGAAUCCAUUACAAAUCCGAGUAGACACACAUUUCUUAUUGCCUCCCAGGCUUGAAAUGCUUAGAAUUACUCAAGGAACAUAUGUGAUGAAGCUCAUAGCUUAAUAAAAAAUUUUUGGGUCAACUUUAUAACUGCUUCCGCUAAACUAGGUAAAAGAUUUAGAUAGCUACAUAUGUAACAAAUAAAUUGCAUUGUAUGAAGAUGUACCUAAUGUUUAUAAUUUAUAACAAUAAAGUGUUGUAUAAAUUACUAUGUACCUAUGUUAGUAAUGUCUGUAGCACAUACGCCUGAAGUAGGGGAAAGCGGGUACUAACGUAACAUAUACUAUUUCCUUAGUUUCAGGUAAACCAUUAUUUAAGAGGUUUGUAAUGACGGUAAUGAAUGUAGGUAAUACGACAUAUUAAAUCAAAAAAGUAUUAAUUAUCUAACUGAAUAUUAAUAUAAUAAUACAGUUUGAUAUUUGAAUUUUAACUGCUUAAACACAUUAUAUUUCAUGAACAUAAAUAAUUUUUAUAUCAAGUAAUGAGAUCAAUUAUUAUAUUAUGAACAUGUUUUCUCAUCAGAUAAUUCAGUGCUCAUAUUAAGGCUUCUAUUCACUCACAAAUAUAACACACAUAUCGUUUUAAUUUUAAUUAUGAUUAACGCAUUAAGAAUGUGAUCACAUUUUACAUAAAAUACUUUGUAUUAAAUGGAAAUGUUAUUUGUACCCAUAAGGCUAGUUUACUUUUGUACCCGGCCGCAUUUUUCUGAAAACAUGAAAAAUAACUUUGUAACGGCACGUGGUAGAAUAAAAACAUAUUAUAACAUUAUGCAAUCAAUUUAAUCAAGAAUCGAUAUGCAAAUAUUUUGAUAAAUGUAACCCUUUUAAUACAGCGUAAACAUUAAAUAACUACACGUCAAAAAUCGUAAAUUUGAUUCGUAAAAUCAAGUAGGGUCCUCUCACACAACCUAAGAGCACGUGACAUGCGUUUCGAUUGAAUGCAAGUGGAUGUAGCGGGAGCGCCGGCUAUCACCUGAUGGCAGCGAAUGCAGCGAAGCAGUGUUAUUUGACUAUGGCUAAACCUACCAGAGUAUUGUUACUUUUCACCCGCUUUUACGUAUGUCCCCGCUCUCCCCUACCUUUUUAUCUAUUUCUACGAAGCCUACUACAUAGAAGUGUGUUCACAUUCCUCUGCUUCUAUCGAAGAUCCGGUGAUAUCAAUUUAAAUCUACAUUGCCUUCAUUGUACUUACUAACUAUUAAUUAAUGUAAUUUUACAGUAUGCGCAGUAGUAUUUACGUAGGUACCUAUAAUUACUGCAUUAGUUAUCGUCGUUAUCGAUUCAAGAACAAAGCAAUAGCAUAAACGAGGAAUUUAAGUUUAUUAUUCAGAAUAAGUUAUAUAGAAGUUACUCGUGGAAAAGUAUCUAAGAAUUAAAACUCAAUUUGAUAUUAAUAGAAUUUGUAAUAGCGACAUUUAUCGAUCUCAUUAUUUAUAAAAUUUACGUAAAAUUGACGACUAGUUAUAUAGUUACAUAUAACGAGUUAACUAGAAUAAAUUUGUUAGUACCUAUGUAUUGUUAUAAAAUAUGUAGGGUGUGUAACAAGUCAUUUGGAAGUAAUUAAAGCUAAAAUUAUCCUUUAUAUGUUAAAUUUAGUCGAAACCAGUUCAUGUACCUAGUUUGUGUGUUUGUGAGUUCAAUUCUAAUUUUUAAUAGGUACUUACCUAAUUGUCGUGUACAUAUGGCAGCUGGGGUUACUUACGGACAGAAGGUUAUUUUCCUGUGCAUGUGCAGUGCACCGUCAGCGUUCCUUCAUAAUUUUAUUGUUACAUUAAGCCAACUGACAAUAGAUACUUUUAAAAGUAAAGCUAGAGAGUUAUUUUUUUUA
This is a messenger RNA of Cydia fagiglandana, 7032 nucleotides long. RefSeq names its product G-protein coupled receptor 52 (gene DopEcR). Gene Ontology annotation, cellular component: plasma membrane. Gene Ontology annotation, molecular function: G protein-coupled receptor activity; peptide binding. The transcript is spliced from 3 exons. Lineage: Eukaryota; Metazoa; Arthropoda; Insecta; Lepidoptera; Tortricidae. The coding region runs from base 11 to 1042 and encodes 343 amino acids. The record is from RefSeq and is a predicted model, not a curated record. Gene Ontology annotation, biological process: cellular response to hormone stimulus; G protein-coupled receptor signaling pathway.